AUGUUGACUAGCGUUCUCUCCUUCACGCCCGAGCAGGCAGCCACCGUCACGGAGUACUGCACAAAUCAUUCUGAGGAUGUCUCUCCCAGCCUCAAGGAGCUUUGGGACCGGACUGUGUCCGAGUUUGACGACUCGGACAAGAUGUCUUCACCGCUCCAGUCCGCCACGUUCAAGUUUCUCGCUGAACUCUUGAGACCUCGGAGGAUCCUUGAGAUCGGUUGCUACACGGGGUAUAGCGCCCUGACGUGGUACGAAGCCACGAUCAACACCCGUGCUGAGAUCACGUCCCUCGAGCUGGACUCCAAGAUGAUUGCCGCCUCGAAGAGGACCUUUGCUCGCUACGGCGUCGAGGACCGCGUCAAGCUGAUUGAAGGGCCUGCCCAGGAGUCCCUCCAAAAGCUGACAGGCACUUUCGAUCUCAUCUUCGUCGACGCUAACAAGGACGGCUAUGAAACCUACGUCAAACAGAUCCUCGACAAGAAUCUUCUUGCUCGGGACGGUGUCAUCAUUGCCGACAACAUCUUCGCCCGCGGCAUGACCAUCUCCGAGGACUGCAAUCCCCACCUACCCGAGAAGGUGCGGCCUUAUUGGACCGCCAAUGGCAAAGCUCUCCAGAAGUUCAACACUUUUCUGAAGAAUGAUCCUAGGGUUGAUGUCGUUCUCCUGCCGGUCUUUGAUGGCCUGACUUUGAUCAAGCUGAAGCCCCUCCUGAACUAG
Messenger RNA from Dichotomopilus funicola, 717 nucleotides. RefSeq names its product O-methyltransferase. Bases 1 to 717 code for a protein of 238 amino acids. The record is from RefSeq and is a predicted model, not a curated record. The transcript is spliced from 4 exons. Gene Ontology annotation, molecular function: O-methyltransferase activity; S-adenosylmethionine-dependent methyltransferase activity. NCBI's taxonomy places the organism in Eukaryota, Fungi, Ascomycota, Sordariomycetes, Sordariales, Chaetomiaceae.